AUGUCAGCUUCUCCGUUGAUUAAAGUGGCUUGUUCAGCCUUUACAAACGGAUCAGCAUUGACAUUUAAAAAAAAGACUUCGUCUAAUUCUUAAACACAAAACUUUAUUGUCGCUAGCUCUCCCCUCAAAUCUACGGAUGAGAAUGAGUAAUCACCUUCAAAAAUUAUUAACAUCUACUCAGAUAGUGGAUUAUUUAAUGUUGGAAACUCCUAUUCAACGGUUAAAAAUGCUCCUCUUAUUGAAGAAGAGAAAACACAGAAAACCUACACUUAUAGUUAAAUGCCUCCUGAAGAAGCAGAGAAAGCUUAUUGUGAAAGAUAAAAAGUUAUUAAAGAAUAAAUAAAGAGAACAAAAAACAGUGGAAAAUUUAAACCAAAAAUGAGAAUCGAUUAAAGCAAGCCUACUUUGAAAAGUGCAUUAAAGAAAUAACAAUUAGAUUAUUCAACUGCAUAAUCUUAAUAAAUAGAUAUAUCCAGAACAUCUUAAACUUUUCGAAGAAAAUCAAUAGACUAACCUAUCCAAACUGUCCCAAAACCACAUCCAAAAGUAAGUAAAAUAAUUGAAAAUAUUAAUACGAGUAAAUAAUCUCAAGUAACUCCUGCAAGUCCAAACAUCCUUCAGCAAUCAUUCCAUUAACAAUUAUAAAGCAAAAAGCAAUAAUUGCUUAAUGAAAUUGCUUAAUUGGAUAAGGAAAUUGUAAAGGAGAAAGGGAAAAAGCAGUAAUCUCUUAUACAAUAAACUAAUAUUUCACCAAAAGCUUAGUAACUAAAAUAAAGUCCUGGUUUGAAGGAUGAUUUGAAAUCAACAUAUGAGAAGAGAUAAUAAAUGAAAAAGGUUGCGGAUAAAGAAAAAUAACGUAAAGAAAUGGAAUAAUGCACAUUCAAACCAUAAAUUAGUAGCAAUACAAGUCGAAAAUUGAACACCUCUUAAAGUUCAAAAUUCACUCCUUUAACUUCACCCAAAUAAGCAUCUGCACCUCGUCCUGUUAAAGUACCUACUAGAUCUUAAUCUUAAGAGGAAAAGUCUAUAAAGAAGGAUGGGCUACAAAAUUCAAAGGAGGAUUUAAAUUGUAAGAAAUUGUAUUAAAAUUAGAGCGACUAUAAAGAAUGA
Molecule: messenger RNA, 1110 nt
Organism: Paramecium tetraurelia
Lineage: Eukaryota; Ciliophora; Oligohymenophorea; Peniculida; Parameciidae
Exons: 1
Source: RefSeq, a predicted model, not a curated record